AUGAUUAAGUGUUUUAAAAAAAUCAUCUCCUUCUAUUUAAACCGAAUCAACACCUUCAACGGAAUCCGGAUUGGUAGUGACGAGACAAUACUGGCGUUUGAGACGGGAAAUGAAAUGAAUUGGGGAUAUCAAAACGGGUCUGACGCUCAUGAUAGGCCUGCUCCGGCAAGCUGGACGAUUGAAAUCGCGCAGUUCAUCAAGUCACUUGCCCCAAAAACUCUAGUAAUGGAUGGCAGCUAUUCCCGCAACCCAGACCUAGCGUGGGAAGAAGAAACACUCGCUUCGCCGCAUAUAGACAUUUAUUCUUACCACUUCUAUGGGGAGGGUGACACUCAGGCUUAUCAUGCCCUGGAAAACCAGGUGCGGGCGCACGGGAAGACGUUCAUCGUCGGUGAACAUGGCUUUUAUGACAAAGUCGCAGUAUGGGAGGCAUUUUACAAAAAUGUCACCUGCCCUGGUGCUCUUGUCUGGUCAAUGCGUGGACAUUCCGAAAAUGGGGGCUUUGUCACGCACGGCGAAGGCAAUAACAUCUACAGCUAUCACGCUCCGGGAUUCAGGAAUCAGACCUCCGAGAACUUUGACACCCAAGAAGCCGAUGUCAUUUCUUUGACUUAUGAUGCCAGCUACAGAAUCCUUGGGCUGAGCCCUCCUCGGAAACCAAUUCCUGCGACCCCAGACGCAUUCCUCGUUAGCAAUGGCACACAUGCAGGUAUUUCAUGGAGAGGAGCAGCUUGGGCGCAGGAAUACCAAGUGCUUGGUGCUGUCUUCCAAGAUGCACAAUUUAGCAUUAUCUCAAGAUACACGCCCGACAAUUUUGACGACGGCCAACUUUUUGUACCACUCGAUCCCACGGAUCCCACGAAGCCCAUUCAUAUCAAAUUACCAGAACCGAUACCUCAUCAAUCACAUGCAGACAUAAAACCUCCUAUCACGUACCGGCGUCUGAUGCCCAUGACUGCCCCAGCCGGACAGAUUUCAACGAAAAACCGCGAUCUAAACCCCGCCGCUAACAACAGUUUUCCAUCCGGUGGUUGGUUCUCGACGAAAUUCGGCAAGAACGAAGCGUGUUUGCCUCUCAACGUUCUAACUAUGAUCCAAGCACGAGCAAGAUGCCUGAUAUGGGGGUUCUGUCUUUGGCGAUUAGCAAUAAGCUCAAUGAAAAAUGCGAGAGAACCCUUGAGUUUGCCUGCAGGUGCGCCGUUGAACGACACGCGCAGUGAUACCAAACUCGUCCGGAGAUACUUGCACAAACCCAAGUACACCUCGGCGCGUGGAUCUAGGCCUGGGUUUGUUUCAGCGCCUGGGGAUGGGCAUUUUUAUCUUGAUGGAGAGCUGUUUGAUUUCAGAAGCUUCAACACCCCUACUCUACUCAAUGGUGUGGAGUUUCGGGCACGCGAUCUAGUCGAAACGAUAUCAGCAUUUGGCAGCCCGGUUGCGCGUACAUACACGUUACAUGUGGCCAACAGCAUGUUUAAGGACGGCAAGCAAAAUCCGUCUUCGUCACACAUCCUUGGAUGGGACAAUUCCGCCAAUGAUUGGAUAUAUAACGAAACAAAUUGGAAGAAUAUAGACCAAGCGUUGGACCUAGCGCGUCAACAUGGUGUCAAGCUUAUAAUCCCAAUCAUCAAUCAAGAUUACGGCUCUGAUGAUUCCGACUGGGUCGGAAAUAUCAAUGAUUUGGUUCGACAUAGAUACAAUAUCCAAAGCUAUACCGUGGCGCAAAAGGCAGUGGAUUGGUUCACCGACUUCGAAAUGAUUAGGUGUUUUAAAAAAAUCAUCUCCUUCUAUUUAAACCGAAUCAACACCUUCAACGGAAUCCGGAUUGGUAGUGACGAGACAAUAUUGGCAUUUGAGACGGGAAAUGAAAUGAACUGGGGAUAUCAAAACGGGUCAGACGCUCAUGACAGGCCUGCCCCGGCAAGUUGGACGAUUGAAAUCGCGGAGUUCAUCAAAUCGCUUGCCCCCAACACUCUAGUAAUGGAUGGCAGCUAUUCGCGCAAUCCAAAGUUAGCGUGGGAAGCAGAAGCCCUAGCUUCCCCGCACAUAGACCUUUAUUCUUUCCACUUCUAUGGGGAGGGUGAGAUCCAGUCUUAUCGCGUCCUGGAAAACCAGGUGCGGGCGCACGGAAAGACGUUCAUCAUCGGUGAACAUGGCUUUUAUGACAAAAUCACAGUAUGGGAGGCAUUUUACCAAAAUGUCACCUGCCCUGGUGCUCUUGUCUGGUCAAUGCGCGGACAUUCCGAAAAUGGGGGCUUUGUCACGCACGGCGAAGGCCAUAACAUCUACAGCUAUCACGCUCCGGGAUUCAGGAAUCAGACCUCCGAGAACUUUGACACCCAAGAAGCCGAUGUCAUUUCUUUGACUUAUGAUGCCAGCUACAGAAUCCUUGGGCUGAGCCCUCCUCGGAAACCAAUUCCUGCGACCCCAGACGCAUUCCUCGUUAGCAAUGGCACACAUGCAGGUAUUUCAUGGAGAGGAGCAGCUUGGGCGCAGGAAUACCAAGUGCUUGGUGCUGUCUUCCGAGAUGCACAAUUUAGUAUUAUCUCAAGAUACACGCCCGACAAUUUUGACGACGGCCAGCUUUUUGUACCACUCGAUCCCACGGAUCCCACAAAGCCCAUUUAUAUCAAUUUACCAGAACCAAUACCCCAUCAAUCGCAUGCAGGUUGGAUUGACACCAAGUGGUGCCCCCCGGGAUCAUCAGCUCCAUGUGGAGACAUCCAUUUUGCCAAACAAGAGGACCUGAAACCUCGUAUCAACUACCGGCGUCUAAAGCCCAUGAGUCCCCCACCCGAACAGAUUUCAGUAAAAAACCGCCAACCAAAUCCCAUUGCUCAAAAGAGUUUUAUAUCUGGUGGCUGGUUCUCGGCGCACCUGGGAGAUAUAGAGUGA
Messenger RNA from Puccinia triticina, 2892 nucleotides. RefSeq lists its product as uncharacterized. Bases 1 to 2892 code for a protein of 963 amino acids. The record is from RefSeq and is a predicted model, not a curated record. The transcript is spliced from 27 exons. Gene Ontology annotation, molecular function: hydrolase activity, hydrolyzing O-glycosyl compounds. NCBI's taxonomy places the organism in Eukaryota, Fungi, Basidiomycota, Pucciniomycetes, Pucciniales, Pucciniaceae.